Messenger RNA from Fomitopsis serialis, 548 nucleotides. RefSeq lists its product as uncharacterized. The record is from RefSeq and is a predicted model, not a curated record. NCBI's taxonomy places the organism in Eukaryota, Fungi, Basidiomycota, Agaricomycetes, Polyporales, Fomitopsidaceae. The transcript is spliced from 2 exons. Bases 83 to 505 code for a protein of 140 amino acids.
CCUGCUGCAGGCUCUCUGACGCUCUCAACCACUGCGAUACCCCUUCACAAUCUAGCACUCAGCGGAUAUCAUUAUCAUCAUUAUGAGCUUCGACUUGCGAGACCUACCUGACGGUUGGAUCCAAGAAAUGGACCCAGGCACGAAACAUCCGUUCUGGGUUGACACCAGGGCACAUCCAGCACGCUCUAUAUGGGUGCAUCCAUACGAAGACGAGCAGUUCUUGCGCGAGCAUCCCGACCUUCGCGACCGAAUCGCACACGGAGGACUUGCUCGCCCGAGCAGCGAAGCUCCUCCGGCAUAUUCGCCUCGACGGCAUUCUGUCUCUGGGUCGUCAAGACCCAGCCGUAGUAACAAUCUCGCCCCUCCCAAGACCGACGCGCGCCCCACCUCUCAGCCAGGGACACCGAGUGAGAAGGGAAUGUCCGGUCGUCACCACCAGGGAUUCUUCGACAAACUGAAGAGUGUGAGUAACGGCGUACCUUUUUCCGGGAUGAUAGAUCGCUGAAUGCACUUUUGCAGAAAAUGCACCAGUCACGACCUUCUUACGG